UUUAGGGGAAGUCCGUUACACACUCUGCAAGGAACCUCCUGCCUCUUACACAGAUACCGCUUGCAGGACAGGACGCACUCCGGAUCACCUAAUCACCUGCCCUAAAAAAGGAUUUUGUUCUUCUUUUUUAUUUUACCAUCACCACCUCCACCUUUGUGUCCACCAUGACCAGGUCCAAAAUCAUCUGCAAUAUUAUGAUUGCCUGCCUGUUCCUGUGGUCGGUCAGCUCCCUCAUCAUCAUCGUGGUGUGGGCCACCUCUCCGGACAUGAAGGGCGCCAGCCAGUGCAGGACUGAUCUGCAGAACCUGACAGAGAAGCACGAGGAGGCCAGGGUGCUGUCCUCCAAGAUCAAGCAGGCCCUGGAGGAGAUGGUGGAGGAGGGCCGCACCAACCAGACCCGGCAGCUCAUGAACAUGGAGCGGUUCCUGAAGCGCCUGGGCAAGACCAACGUGUCCCUGGCUGACUGUCAUCAGGAAAGCGUUAUUUUGGGUGUAAACAUUACUGUCCUGGAAAAAGAGAUUGAGAUGCAUAAAGAAAUCGAGGCAAAUCUCACUUCAGAAAUCACGCUACACCAAGAGCACAUCAAAUUCCUUCAGGAUAACUUGACACAGACAUCUCAUAAGUGGGAGUCCUGCGAGGCUUUGUACUCAGCUGUUGAGAGUCAGCGGAUAGCAGCUGAGAGCCAGGCCAAGGACUGCGAGUCCAACAAGCAGUAUUUACAGAAGCAGCUGCAGAUGUGCAAAGUGAACCAUCACAGCGAGCCUGUGAAUGGCGGAGUUGCUGCAUCCCAGAGUAGCAUUCUUGCCCUGUCUGUUGUCCUCUUCGUCAGUCUGCAUUUGAUAACAUGAACAUGAUGCUGAGCCUGUGUGGUCAUUGAAGACAAUUACGACAAGUUCUCCAGGACAAUAAGAUGGACCUGGACUUGGUAUUAUAUGGUUAUUAGUGCUGAGCGAUUAACCAUCAUAAAAAAAAGUAAAAAGUUAUUAACCUCUCUGGGAUAGGCGGGACGCUUGCGUCCCACUUGGCCAAUAGCCAGGGAAAAUGUAGAGCGCCAAA
Messenger RNA from Oncorhynchus mykiss (rainbow trout), 1056 nucleotides. The record is from RefSeq and is a predicted model, not a curated record. NCBI's taxonomy places the organism in Eukaryota, Metazoa, Chordata, Actinopteri, Salmoniformes, Salmonidae.